AUGAGGCCAACAAACAAACAACUGUCAAAACGGUUGCUGUGUAGCUAUGUAAAUAAAGAUAUGCUCGCAAGUGAAAUAUCACGAUUUCCUAUUAUUCAGGAUUCCUCAGAAGCAGCUUUACGAUACUCGAAAAAAAUACGUAUGUUUUAUGGUACCGAUCCAUUUGUUCAAAUCUACCAGUUCCUGGUUUUAGAUAAGAGUCCGUAUACGGGAGAACCAAAAGAAUGUGCCAAAGGUCUAGAUGCCAUAAUGUACUUUAAAAAUGGAUGGGUCAAAAAUGUUUCCGGGAAGCAAAUACGUUACAUUUACGUUGUGCAUGGAUUGUUAUCCGUUACCGACCUUUCUGCAUACUGGCGGAAACCUCCGUCAUCCAUUACAGAAGAUUUAUAUAAAAAAGUGCGGGAUAUUGAUUUCGGUCGAAAAAUUCAGAAGCUCUAUUUCAUAAACAACACAACUAUAUGUUGGAAAAGCAGAUAUGAAAAUCUUUUGCGAUCUCUACAAAAUGAUGGCAUAAAUGUGGCUGCAAUGUCUACUUUUUGUAGCGAUUCAAAUAUAGAGUUCACCUGUGAAAGUUGCAUUACGGAGCAGUUAUUGGAGAAUAGUUUUCAGUUAUCUUUAAUGCAAGUACAUGUCUGUGAAGCAUCUUCGGGAUAUUUCUACGUUUGGUCUCCUAGAGAUACACUUUUACUUGAAAUCAAAAGAAAUGACAGAUAUUGGAGUUUUUGUAGAAACAAAGCCGAAUUGUUCUCCAAAAGCGUUGUUCUUCCGGAAUUGUUAUCGAAAAAGUUUACAGAAUAG
Messenger RNA from Wyeomyia smithii (pitcher-plant mosquito), 798 nucleotides. RefSeq lists its product as uncharacterized. The transcript is spliced from 4 exons. The record is from RefSeq and is a predicted model, not a curated record. Lineage: Eukaryota; Metazoa; Arthropoda; Insecta; Diptera; Culicidae. The coding region runs from base 1 to 798 and encodes 265 amino acids.